This is a messenger RNA of Hyaloscypha bicolor E, 864 nucleotides long. RefSeq names its product glycosyltransferase family 2 protein. The record is from RefSeq and is a predicted model, not a curated record. Bases 1 to 864 code for a protein of 287 amino acids. Lineage: Eukaryota; Fungi; Ascomycota; Leotiomycetes; Helotiales; Hyaloscyphaceae. The transcript is spliced from 6 exons.
AUGUCUGUAGCAGCCUUUAUCUUGGGGAUUUUUUGGCUCUGGGGACGCGUGGAAAAGGCCUCCGACGAACGCAAGCUGGCUCUACAUCAGCACAUGCCCAUUCCAUCCGAAUGCACCUACUCAUCGGACCAGGCCAGCGUGAUUGUGGUCCCCACCGUGACAAUCCCAGAGCACAAGGACCGAGUCCUCCCCGCCGUGGCCAACACUUCGCUAUCGGCUGCCGAUUUCGCCAAAGUCACAGUCCUUGAAUCGACCCCGAAGGGCAAGAGGGCUCAGCUGAGCUUGGGCAUCCGACACGCCAAGGGUACCACCCUCGCUACCUCUGAUGACCACAUCUCUUACGAUCGAAAUUUUCUGAAUGGAAUGCUGCCUUGCCCCGAUGAUGAGACUGACAGGCAAAGCAGAGACGUUAUCACCCCGUGGGAAGUUGCAGCCAUGCGCGUCGCCGUCGCCUGGCAUCGCAGCUCUCAACUCAAAGCCAUGUAUGCGCUGCAGUCGCACCGCUGGACAAUUGCCAUCCAGGCGCUGCCCGAGACGGAAGUGCGCCGUACAGUGAAGAUCUCGUCUGAUCUUCUCAAGCAGAUAUUCCGUUGGGAGCGUAGUGCCACAUAUAUACGACAGUGUUUCGUGGUUCGAAAGACGUGGGGACGGCUGUUGCGUCUCGUGCUGACUACCUGCCACAUCCUCGCCUGGGUCUUUGCCUUUUUGUCUGGAGAUCGGGCUUGCGGCUUUGCGUCGUUGUUGAUCGCUUGGUACAUUUUCAAGUCGUAUCCGAGUUAUCGAAACUUCUUUGCUAAAUAUCCCUAUACGCGUCGCACUGCUCGUGCUCUGGCCAGUCGUCUACACUACACUCAACUCGAUUAG